Molecule: messenger RNA, 2470 nt
Organism: Coffea arabica (coffee)
Lineage: Eukaryota; Viridiplantae; Streptophyta; Magnoliopsida; Gentianales; Rubiaceae
Product: disease resistance RPP13-like protein 4
Biological process (GO): defense response to other organism
Molecular function (GO): ATP hydrolysis activity; ADP binding
Source: RefSeq, a predicted model, not a curated record
GGAGAGACCUGCACCAUGGAAAGCAAGGGACUAGUGAUAGUGGAAGACAUGCUUUAUUCUUGAUGGAAGGAAAAGCAUCUCGCAGAGAAAAGAAAUUUGGAGCAAGGGAUUGAUCCGCUUGACUCCUUCCACGUGAAGUUCAUGUCACUGAUUAAAAAGAUUAAUAGCUGCUCAAACAACAUAUCAAUGUCUGUUAAUUUAACCACAUUGCCAACAGAAUCUUCCCACUAAGACUUCAGCAUUAUAAAGGUUACAACAACCUUCAUCCAGGUUUAGUUUCAAAGCCCUCAGUACCGGCUCAGUUGGCAAAACAGCUCAUGUCACUCAGAUAGCUUAAAUUCAAAGCUAAUGAUCCCAUAAACAUCUUCAAUCAUUGCACAGCACUGCAUCGUGGUCCUUCGGAUAAACACCUGAGGAACUACUCGGAGGAGCUACUGAUCUUUUCUGAGUGUCAGGUCCUGGACUGGAAUAUGUUGCUACUGUUUUGCAUAUGAUGUACCUUCUUUGAGGGAAGGGAAGGGUAUAGCAGCUUUCCAGCAUGAUCAUAAGUGACGAUUUCACUUACUGAACUUUCGGUAUCCACCAAGACAUACGUUGUCCAAGCGUCCCUGCUUACUCUUAUUAGGCAAAAUAUUCUUACUUCUGUGGGAAAAACAGAGUCAGGUAACGUUUUUAGACUAAUUCCAUACAGGUUUAGUCUCAGUGCCCUCUGUAUGUAGGCUUUGUUGACACAAGAGCCCAGAUCACUCAGAUAGCUUGAUUUCAAAGCUAAUGAUCCAAUAAACAUCUUCAAUCAUCGCAUAGCACUGCACUUGUGAUCCUUUGGAUAACCAACUGAAGAACUACUCACAAGAGCAACUGGUGUUUUCUGAAGUCCUGGACUGGAAUAUGCUUCUAGUGUUUUGCGGAUGAUCUACCUUCUUUGAUGGAAAAAGGGGCGUAGCAGCUUUCCAGCAUGAUCGUAAGCGAAGAUUUCGUUUACUGAACUUCCGGUGUCCACAGAUAUACAUUGUCCAACUGUCUCCACUUCUGAGGCCAGAAUUGCUGUCAACUGAUAUAUACCUUUCUUCUGUGGGAAAACAACUGAAAGUCAGACAUGACGUUGCCAAGUGCACUAGCUGGUGCCAUUGCUCAAGAACUUGUGAAAGAUUUGAGUACAGAAAUCCAGGAUCAAAGCAAAUAUGCAAUUCAAUUUCCAGCUCAGUUCUCUGAGUUGAGAGAACAGCUGAAAUUUAUGCAAUCAUUUGUCGCUGAUGCAAGCAAGCUCAAAGACAAGCAAGAAACAGUCAAGAUGACCUUGCAAGAACUUCAGAAACUGAUCUACGAAGCAGAUGAUCUGGUUGUUGAUUGCCAGAUUCGAGAAGACUACACGGAAACAAAGGCUAGUUCUUUCAGCCUUUGUCUUUCUGAGAUGGCCUUUCGCUAUAAAACAGGGAAAAAGCUAACAGAAAUCAACAGCCACAUUAAAAGAAUGCGGGAAAAUUUGAACUCUUAUUACACUCCCAUUGCAAAGCAUUCAGAUAGUGAGAGCAAAAAUGGCAGAAAGACACUUUGGAGUUCCCCUGUUUUUGACCAAUCUGAAGUCGUUGGGCUAACAGAAAAUGUGGCAACAAUAAGGGACUGGAUUCUUGGUCAUAAUGAACCAUUGCUUCGCCUUGCAAUCGUGGGGCUGGGGGGUUUGGGUAAAACGACCCUAGCAAAGAUGAUCUAUAGAGAUGUGAAUCUCACGAAACGCUUCCAAGAGAAAAUUUGGGUCUCAGUUUCUCAACCAGUCAAUGAGACCGAAAUCAUGAAAAGCAUGCUGAGGCAACUCAAAUCUGAUGACAGCGGAUCCUCUAAAGGUGACAUGCUGAGUAGAAUCAGUCAAUUGCUUUCAGAAAAAACCUACCUGAUUGUUCUAGAUGAUGUCUGGAGCAUUGAAGAUGGUUGGUGGGAACGGAUCUCCAGUGGGCUACCCAAGACAGAGGGCCUCAACAACUGCAUUAUAAUCACAUCAAGGAUCAAGAAAGUUGUCAAGAAAAUGGGAGUUCGGGAUGCCCAAAUUCAUCGACCCAGACUUCUUAAUGAUGAAGAGAGCUGGAAAUUAUUCUGCAAGGUUGCACUGAUCUCUAAAGAAGAUGAAGAAAAUACUAAGUUAAUUGAAGAAGGAAAAGAGAUUGUUCAAAAGUGUGGGGGCCUUCCCCUGGCAAUCAAGACCAUUGGUGGUUUACUCUCAUCAGAAGCCAAGUGUUAUAGUGAAUGGACGAGGAUUCACAAGAACUUCCAUGAAAAGUUGACAAGUGCAGAAGGCAGUCGUGCUGGUGGUAAUCAGCAUGUGAUUGCCUCUCUGCAGCUUAGCUAUGAUGAGCUCCCUCCUCGCUUAAAGCAAUGCAUAUUGUGCUUCUCGAUUUAUCCAGAAGAUCAUGAAGUUGAUGUUGACCAACUGAUUCGCUGGUGGGAAGGAGAAGGAUUUGUCCGUUGUAGGAGCACA